Molecule: messenger RNA, 2157 nt
Organism: Tripterygium wilfordii
Lineage: Eukaryota; Viridiplantae; Streptophyta; Magnoliopsida; Celastrales; Celastraceae
Product: ABSCISIC ACID-INSENSITIVE 5-like protein 3
Exons: 4
Coding region: 925-1851 (308 amino acids)
Biological process (GO): positive regulation of DNA-templated transcription
Cellular component (GO): nucleus
Molecular function (GO): DNA-binding transcription factor activity
Source: RefSeq, a predicted model, not a curated record
UUGGGAAAUGUCCCCAUUCUUGCACUUUUGAAAAAGAAGAUUGAAAAUUAAUUUUUUUUUCCUUUUAUGGAUUCAUCAGAUCGGAUCCUGCGGUGAGGGAAGCCUCUCUGAGAUUUUGUUUUGCUUUUUGGGUGUUUUGUUUUAAUUCACAUACGACAGAAGUGUGGAUUCUUCUCUCAUUUUGUACUCGAAACUUCACUUUCUUUUUCACACAUUUCCUCUCUGCAACGUUCUGAUUCAUUGUUUGCUUCUUGCUUCUAGUAGAAAAUGUAGGUCCCUUCUUUUUUUCCCUUUCUUUCACAUAGCUUUUUGUGUGUGUGUGUGUGUUUUUUUAAAUAGAGUCCAUAUAUUUAUGAAUCUUUCUGGCUCUGGUUAUUUGCAGCUUGAUAUCUGGGUUCUUAUUCUUUUGUGGAGAAUGUUGAAACCUAGUCCAUGCAAGAUGACUUUUUGAAGAUUCCAUUUAAGAUGACUUUUUGAAGAUUCGAUUUUUUCUCUAUUAUCUGAGCUUGAUAUCUGGGUUCUUAUUCGUUUGAAGAUUCCAUUUUUUCCCUAUUAUCUGAGGUGGUGAUAAUCGGUUUUUGCAGUUUCUAGUUUUUUAUUUGAUCUGGGUUUCAUUCGACUUCCCUGCCUUUCUGCUCUGAAUCUCUUAGUCUCUCUUUGUGCUAAGGAUUUUGUUUGACAUUUAAGCUUUAAUGGGUAUCUGGGUUUGUUUUUUGUUUUCAAUUUGGAAAUUUUGAAGCCAUUCAUAAGUGUUUUUACCUUUUGUUUGGGUUUAAUUUGAUAGGUUUUAGAUAGUUUUUGAUCCGAUUCUGAGUUAUGUUAUCCUAUCUGGUCAGAUUGAGAUUGAAGAUAUUUACUGUUCUUCUAAGAGGGCCACAUAGCCCUCUGGAGAUUAAUUUAUAUAAUAAAUGAUAGAUUGAGACAAUGGGUUCUGAAGGUGAUGCAGUUCAAGAGCCAAAUCUUCAAUCGUUGGCAAAGCCAGGCUCAAUGUUCAGUCUCACCCUCGAUGAGGUCCAGAACAAAUUGAGUAAUUUGGGGAAACCAUUGGGAAGCAUGAAUCUCGAUGAGCUUCUCAAAAGCAUCGAUUAUGGUGGUGCUCCCCAAAAUCAUUCAGCCUCGUCUUUGCCUGGGCAAGAGAGCCUCACAUUGUCCAGAGAUCUUAGUAAGAAGACUGUCUAUGAGGUAUGGAAAGAUAUACAACUAAAGAAGAAUGAUAAGGAGGAAGAACAAUGGACUAAUGACCCAGAAACACAAGUAACUCUUGGUGAGAUGACCCUUGAGGAAUUCCUGGCGAGAGCAGGAGUUGUUGCUGAUUCAUUUCUGGUGCCGCAGCAAAAUAACCAACAACAACAGAAUCCAUGGAUGCAAUUCCAGCUCCCUUCAGGACAGCAGCCUCAGCAACAGCAUGAAGAUCAUAUGAUGUCCGCUUUUAUGCCAAGCCAUUCGAUUCAACAGCCUAUGGCUUUGAGUAUGAUGGAAGGCCCUUAUGGUGAUGUUCAAAUGAAUAUGUCACCCUCUUCUUUGAUGGGCACUCUUUCAGAUACACAGUCAGCAGCUGGACGGAAAAGGGCUGCUCCUGGAGGAGACGUGGUUGAGAAGACUGUUGAAAGGAGGCAUAAGAGGAUGAUUAAGAACAGGGAAUCUGCAGCGCGGUCACGAGCCAGGAAACAAGCUUAUACGCAUGAGCUAGAGAUCAAGGUAUCGUGCUUGGAAGAGGAAAACGAAAUACUCAGAAGACAAAGUGAGUUGGAUAAGGUCUUGCCUAGUGCUCCUCCUAUCGAGCCUAAGCAUCAGCUUCGGAGGACAAGCUCAGCCCCUCUGAUAUUUUUCCAGUCACUACAUAAUGGUUAAAAGAUGCAUUAUUCAGGGGACUGCCGCUGGAGCUUCUCCUCUCGAGCUUUUUUGUUGCUUCUUCUGCUGAUAAUUGUCGUUGCUUGCCCCCAAGACCCCUCAGUAUGAACCAUUUCCUUGUAUGUACGUACAUUUUAUAGUUUCUUUUGGAGUCAUGAUGCACAAGGAAAUUUCCUAGUUUUUUCUCAUAUAAAACUGUAUUUCUAUCAAUUUUUGCUCUGGUUAUGCUUCUUCUGCUUUGCUUCUGCAUAGGCCAUUUUAUGCAAGUCAUUUGGAAUAACGUUGGUAAAUGAGUUUCAGCGUUGG